Telopea speciosissima is the source of this 738-nucleotide messenger RNA. RefSeq lists its product as uncharacterized. Gene Ontology annotation, molecular function: RNA-DNA hybrid ribonuclease activity; nucleic acid binding. The record is from RefSeq and is a predicted model, not a curated record. The coding region runs from base 1 to 738 and encodes 245 amino acids. The transcript has a single exon. NCBI's taxonomy places the organism in Eukaryota, Viridiplantae, Streptophyta, Magnoliopsida, Proteales, Proteaceae.
AUGACCAAUGGAGAUCUUUUCCCAGAUGAAGACUUAGCGUGCAUAGAAGAAGAAGAAUGCAAAGAUUGCUGGCAGUUGUAUUUUGAUGGCGCAGCCAAUCAAAGGGGAUACGGAGCCAAAAUAUUAUUGAUAACCCUAGAAGAUCUUUACCUCCCUUCUACUUUCCGAUUAGAAUUCCUAUGUACCAACAACAUCAUAGAGUAUGAAGCAUGUGUGAUUGGCCUGGAGGCUGCCAUGGCAUUGGAAAUCAAGAAGUUGAAAGUUUAUAGGGAUUCAUCAAUUGUAAUCUGUCAAACUCAAGGGAAAUGGAAAACGAAAGAUGAAAAGCUGAAAUCCUAUCAAGAAUACUUGGAAGGGAUAGCCAAGAAUUUUGAAGAAAUCACAUUCGAAUAUGUGCCAAGAGUCAACAACAAAUUUAUAGACGCUUUGGUCAUCCUCGCCUCAAUGGUUGAAUGUAGCUCAGAUACCCGAAUCCGACCAUUUCUGGUAGACCAAAGAUGUGAGCUAGCGUAUGAAGAAUCAGUGAAUGUCUUGACAACCGAUGGAAAAAUAUGGUUCGCACCCAUAAUUGACUUCAUCAGAGAAAGGAGGUAUCUUGAACAUUUCACAGUGGGAGAAAAGAAGCAGCUACGAAAGUAUGCCACGCAAUUCAUGCUCCAAGGAGACUUAUUGUACAAAAGAUUUUACAAUGGCAUACAACUACUCUGUGUAAAUGAGGCACAAGCUCAAACGAUAUGA